Molecule: messenger RNA, 297 nt
Organism: Cooperia oncophora
Lineage: Eukaryota; Metazoa; Nematoda; Chromadorea; Rhabditida; Trichostrongylidae
Source: the annotation of a GenBank genome assembly
AUGGGAGUUUUAUUAAGAAUAAGAGAUCAUCCGCCGCCUAGUUAUUAUACUGACCACUGGCCCGCCAAGGAACUAGUGAAGCGGGACUGGUGGCCCGAGUCAGUGUGCCGAUGUCGGUACCUUCACGAAAACCGCCGAUAUUGCCGCUUAAUACAGCAAUACGGAGUGGUGCCAAAAAGAUGCUUGGAACUCUUCGCUCGUUCCCUCAUGCCAUAUACGGUGUCAGUUGGUUACGAGGCACUAUUGCUGCAGUCCGAACUCUGUUUCAUUUCCACGGAUGAAGAAAGUGAGGCUUAG